Messenger RNA from Zingiber officinale, 7465 nucleotides. Its product is annotated as thioredoxin-like 2, chloroplastic. The record is from RefSeq and is a predicted model, not a curated record. The coding region runs from base 6837 to 7334 and encodes 165 amino acids. The transcript is spliced from 4 exons. Lineage: Eukaryota; Viridiplantae; Streptophyta; Magnoliopsida; Zingiberales; Zingiberaceae. Gene Ontology annotation, biological process: cell redox homeostasis.
CUCCCAUUAUCUUAUAGGGAGAAGCCCAAGAGAUUCACCCUUAAAGAGUCAUUACAGGUCAUUAAAGAGACAUUAAAUGAUGUGUUUGUAACUGCCAUGUCCUUUAAUGUUAGUAAAUGUUGCAUGCCGGAAACUCAGAACAUUGGCAGCUCGGCAACUCGGCUAUCUGGAAGGUCGGUCAGUUCGGAGGUUGGGUAGAUCAGCAACUUGGUGGGUCGGCAAAUUGGACCGGCUUGGAAGGUCGAAGAUUGUUGAUACGCCACGUGGAAGCUAUGUUGACCAAGUCUUGAAGAGCGACACAUGGUUCUUGUAUUGAUCGAACCUUGAAUUUGCCACAAGGCUUCUCUGUUGACUAGGUCAACGACCUGCCGCAUGGACCCUUACCUCCGUAUCACAAGAAUUCCCUUUAAGUCUAGUCAAAGGAGGGUGUAGGCGCACCAUGUAUUCUGUUCAACAGAGGUUCCGGUCGGGUCCAUGCGACUGAGUACCUCCAUGUCAAGCUCAUGGCUGAGUUAUAGUUGGAGGAAUAAGCAGCGACUGCCCCCGACAGAGAAAAUGCUCAAUCCGCGAUUAUGUUCAAGUCAGGAGAGAAUAAUAAUGGUCGAUCUCUUGACACCCGAGUACCCAUGGAGUCGGAGAGAAAAUAGUUCGAUCCACGACUAUAUCCAAGUCGAGAGAGAAUAAUAAGCUCGACUUCAUGACUCUCGAGACCGGUGGAGUCGGAGAGAGAAUAAGUCAAUCCGUCACAAUGUCCAAGCUGGGAGAUAAUAAUAAGCUUGAUCUCAUGAUUCCCGGGUACCGAUGGAGUCAGAGAGAAUAAUUUGGUCCACGACUAUGUCCAAGUGGUUAGAUAAUAAUAAGCUUGAUCUCACGACUCCCGAGUACUGGUGGAGUCGAAGUGAGAAUAAUUUAAUCCUAUGCCGACCUUCGCAAGAUGAUCGAUCGGGGAAGUGACAGAUGUGUUCACUGCUAUCGCUGGAACUGCAAGGAGAGGGAGAUCAAGUGGAUAAAUCACCGUUACUUGGAACACCGAUUGAGAAUCGUUGAGCUGUCCGAUCGUGAAAUACUUGUGAUUUUGGUUUAGCUACCGCUUUGAGAAGCUAAACCCUUUUGGACCUUUUGGUUAGCUUCCGCUCAGAGAUGUUGAGCCCUACUUGAGGAAGUUGAUCCCUUUUGGAUCUUUGAUUAGCUUCCUUCGGGAAGGCUGAGCCCUUUCGAACCUUUGAUUAUCUUCCGUUCAAGAAGAUUGAGCCUUCAGACCUUUUAGUUAGCUCUCGCUCGAGGAGGCUGAGCCCUUUCAAACCUUUAUCAAUUGACUUUAUUAUUUCCCUCUUGGGGAAGCUGAGCCUUUUUGGACCUUUGAUUAGCUUCUGUCCAGAAGGCUGAGCCCUUUCUGACCUUUAUUAGUUCCCGCUUGGGGAAGCUAAGCCCUUUCGGACCUUUGAUUAGCUUCCUCCGGGAAGGUUGAGUUCUUUCGGACCUUUGAUUAGCUUCCGUUCGGAAAGGUUGAACCCUUUCGGACUUUUUGGCUAGCUCCGACUUGGGGAGGCCGAGCCCUUUUGGAACUUUAAGUAGCUUUCGUUCGAAAAGGUUGAGCCCGACCUUUUGGUUAGCUCUUGCUUGGGGAGGUUGAACCUAUUCAAACCUUUGAUUAACUCCCGCUCGGGGAGACUGAGUGCUUUCGGAACUUUGUUAGUUGACUUUAUUAGUUCCCACUUGGGGAAGCUGAGCCCGUUCGGACCUUUGAUUAACUUUUGUUCGGGAAAGCCGAGCCCUUUUGGACCUUUUGGUUAGCUCCGCUUAGGGAGGUUGAGCCCUUUCAGACCUUUAUUAGCUCCCGGCUGAGAGGAGGUUGAGCCUUGAAGAGGACCUUCAUUAGCUCCCGGCUGAGGGGAGGCUGAGCCCUAAAGAGGACCUUCACUAGCUCCUAGCUGAGGGGAGGUUGAGCCCUGAAGAGGACUUUCACUAGCUCCCGGCUGAGGGGAGGUUGAGCCCUCGAAGGACAAUUGCUAAUGGUGGUCCAUGAAAGCUACAGAGGAGAGCAACAAUUCAUAUUCGAAAGAUAUAACCAUAUAUACUCAAACCUGAUGCGUAGUUUUAGGUGACCCCGCUCAGGGAGGCUGAGCCCUUUCCGACCUUUAUUAGUUCCCGCUUGGGGAAGCUAAGCCCUUUCGGACCUUUGAUUAGCUUCCUCCGGGAAGGUUGAGCUCUUUCGGACCUUUGAUUAGCUUCCGUUCGGAAAGGUUGAGCCCUUUCAGACUUUUUGGCUAGCUCCGACUUGGGGAGGCCGAGCCCUUUUGGAACUUAAGUAGCUUUCGUUCGAAAAGGUUGAGCCCGACCUUUUGGUUAGCUCUUGCUUGGGGAGGUUGAACCUAUUCAAACCUUUGAUUAACUCUCGCUCGAGGAGACUGAGUGCUUUCGGAACUUUAUUAGUUCCCGCUUGGGGAAGUUGAGCCCGUUCGGACCUUUGAUUAACUUCUGUUCGGGAAAGUCGAGCCCUUUUGGACCUUUUGGUUAGCUCCGCUUAGGGAGGUUGAGCCCUUUCAGACCUUUAUUAGCUCUCGGUUGAGAGGAGGUUGAGCUUUGAAGAGGACCUUCAUUAGCUCCCGGCUGAGGGGAGGCUGAGCCCUAAAGAGGACCUUCACUAGCUCCUAACUGAGGGGAGGUUGAGCCCUGAAGAGGACUUUCACUAGCUCCCGGCUGAGGGGAGGUUCAGCCCUCGAAGGACAAUUGCUAAUGGUGGUCCAUGAAAGCUACGGAGGAGAGCAACAAUUCAUAUUCGAAGGAUAUAACCAUAUAUACUCAAACCUGAUGCGCAGUUUUAGGUGACUCCGCCACUCUCCUAGAGAUGGAAAUAAUAGCUCGAUCCCUUAACUCCUGACUAUUCGUGGAGUCAAGGAGAGAAUAAUAAUAUCUGUCCCCCUGACGGAGAAAAUGACUCGAUCCCUCAACCCAUGAAUACUUAGAGUUGGGGAGAGAAAAUAAUGUGUCUUGAUCCCGCUGAAGAAAAGAAUAAUCCACUCCUGCUGAGAAUGAAUAACUCGAUUCCUCGACUCCCGAAUACCAACGGAGUCAGAAAGAGAAAAUAAUAUUACUUGAUCCCACUGAGGGAGAGAAUAAUCCACGAAUGAAUAACUCAAUCUCUCGACUUUCGAAUACCAGCGAAGUCGGGGAGAGAAUAAUAUAACUCGAUCUUGAGGGAGAGAAUACUUCGAUCCUGCCAAAAGAAUAAAUAACUCUAUCCCUCGACUCCUGAAUGCCCACGAAACCUGGGAGAGAAAAUAAUAUAACUCGAUCUCGUUGAGGAAAAGAAAAUAAUUGGAAAUCCAGCUGAACCUCUUGCGUCGACCGAGGAUUUGGAGAGUAAGGAUCUCGCUAGGGAGAAUACCCGUUGGCUUCUAGCAACAAUUGAACAAAAAUGACGUCUGAAAAAUUCUGCUCUCCUACUCUUGUCGCGUGGCGAUGACGUAUUCAUCGAAAUCAUAACUCGAUUCUCAACUAUGUCUGAGUCGAGGAGAGAAUAAUAAUUGUCAAUCUCCCGACUCUUGAGUACCAACAGAGUUAGAGAGAGAAUAAGUCGAUUCGCAACUAUGUUCAAGUCAGGAGAUAAUAAUAAGCUCGAUCUCACAAUUCCCGAAUACCGGUGGAGUUAGAGAGAGAAUAAGUCAAUCCACGGCUAUGUCCAAGUCGGGAGAUAAUAAUAAUCGUGUUUAGGGGAGGCUUACCGGGAUAUAUAGCAUCGUGCUCAAUCCGUGACUCUCAAGUAUCCGCGAAGUCAGGGAGAGGCUUAGCGACCCUUGUGUGAAGGGGAGGUUGAUUUUGCAACCGGGAGGAUCUCGACCCCGACUAUAUCCGAGUCGGGAGAGUCUGGGCCUAUGAAAAGGAUGCGGACGAUACGAUAUAUGCUCGACCCUUUUGCGAAGGAGAGGUUGAUAUUGUAGCCGAGAGGAUCUCGACUCUAACUAUGUCCGAGUCGGGGAGCCUGGGCUCUAAACAGGACAUUUGCUGCUAAAGAUCGUUGGUUCGAGACUAGGAGAAAUAGUCGACAGUCUCGAUGAAGUACCUUCAAGUAAAGCUGCGAGGAAAACUGCAAUUCAUAUUCAAAAUAUAGAACUAAAUGCGCUCGAACCUGAGGUGCAGUUUCAAAGUAUGUCUUGAAGAUAAUAUCUCGAUCUCUCGACUCCCAAGCAUCGGCGGAGUUGGGGAGAGAAGAGUAGUAUUGAUCCGAUUGGGAGGAGAUAAUAGCUCAAUCUUGUUGGAGGAGAGAAUGACCCAAUAAAAGUAAGUUAGCCUUGUUGUAAGGAUAAUCAUCAAUUCUUUAGUGAUAGAACUACAGAUAAGAAAGCUGAUUAUGCAUUCAUAGUUUUGUUCAGAGUCCUUCUCUAUGACCUUAUUACUUGGCCUUCAAGAUCCACUUUGUGUUCACCAUAACUCAGGAACAUAGAUAUAUUUGCAAAAUUCCACCUAACGAAUAUCGAGAAACUAUGACUCAAUGUAUUUUUAGUAGGUGACCACCGGAAUGACAAACUUUUGUCGAUUGGAUUUUUGCGUCGGGAACAAGCAAUGGUCAGAACUAUCACAAUUAUUCUCCUUAACCAGCUGUGAGAGAACGAAAAUUCACACCAAGAAGAAAUAGCAACUGAAGAGUAAUUGGAAGGUUUUGGGUAACUCCCAAACUUAGUUGCUUCAAUGAAACCUUCUGUGUCCUUCGGAUAUGAAUAUAUAUCAAAUAUUCUGUAGUAUUGGUAGAUCCCAAGGUCGUUGGCCGUUAAGGUGGUCCCUGCUGCAAGUAGCCAGAGGAAAUGCGGUAACAACUUUCUUUGAUUUUCCCUUUGUCUUGUGAAGACAAAGCACAAAACGUUCAUCUUGAGGGUGAGGUUCCUGAAGCCCAAUAUCUGGUGGAGGUUGGGGGCAGUUGUGUCCACAAGGUCGAUUGCACAAUCAUAAAGACGAGGUCAAUGCCCUAUCAGAAAUCAAACAAGAUGUGUGCUAUUCCCCAAAUUAAAACUGAUUGUACUUCAGCGUGAGUAUUUGCAGAGGAAUGAAUUCAGGACAAUGAACACUGAAAUUAUAAGGGGGCUUCCAAUAUGAGAUUGUGUUCGUGUGCAAACAAUAUAAGAAGAAGUUGAUGGCAGCUCUGUCGUUCCAAAGAAUUGCACAACGCAGUAGUUGUUAAAGCGUGAGUAUUUGUGGAGACAUUAGGAAUGAAUUCAGGACAAUGAAUGCCAAAAUUAUAAGGGGGCUUCCAAUAUGAGAUUGUGUUCCUGUGCAAACAAUAUAAGAAGAAACUGAUGGCAGCUCUUUCCUUCCAAAGAAUUACACAACGCAGCAGUUGUUUGAUGUUGAUUUUAGACUUGGAUUUCCAGCAUUGGUAGAGAAAUAUGCACGGAACUUUGGCAUCGCAUAAGAUAAUAAUUUCUAUAGGGCAGAUAAAUAUGAAGUCUAGUAGAUGAAUGUGAUGACCUCCCUUUCAUCACCUAUAGAAGAGGGGACGACCUAGGCGAGGCGAAGAUGGGGCAAGACGGCUCGAAACUUGGUCUCCACCGGGUCUUUGCCGUUGGAGGAUGAUGUGGUGACAAAGGCGGAGGCAGCAAUCCGCUUCCCCUAGCCGUGGAUGAGGCUGGGGAUGCUGCCGAUGCAGGUUGUGGAGGCGACAACCGCCACACUAAGCAGCAAUCGAGGGCGAGGGAUGGAGCCCAAGAGCCACCACCCACAUGGAAACUCUCCUUGAGGAAGCAGAAGGGGUGGGCAGUGACAUCAAAUUAGAGAGAUGCAUUGCUAGAGGCCGCGGUUACUGUCCACUGUCCUUUGGAUUGGUUUGCAGUGGUGAAAAAUCAAUAGAUAUGACAAGAGAGCUCUUCGACUGGACCCUUCGGAUUCCAAUUGAAGUAACCGCGAAAGAAAAAUAGCGGUCAUGACUUUUUCCCUUCCUCCUCCCUGCCUCGGGAGUCAGUAGAUCUUCAUGAAAAGUUUCAGCUAGGUGAUUGGGGAAGAUGAUCAGAGUAGUCGCUUAAUAUCUUUCACUUAUGUUCCUAUAGACAACGCCAAUUUGAUCAGGCGUGAAUAUCUCACCACAAUGACGUGGCGGCAGAAAUCCACUCUUGCGUCGGUCCAGAAAUCUUACCACGAUGACGCGGCGGCAGAAAUCCAUCCCAACAUUAAGAACGAUGAUGUCGAGUAGGCCUUCUCCUCAAUUUCUUCCUGUAGCACGGCAAUUUCCUACGAAGAGUAACAAACAUCAAAGGAUUCGCCGGGAAGCCUGGCGAGACCACUUCGAUGCCUAAGUUAGCAUGGAGAUUUGAUAGAGAUAAAGAAGAGAAACAAUGCGAAAAUGCAAUAAAGUAGAUCAUCUAGCAUAAUCAAAUCUGAGAGGAUAAUAGAGCCUCGUAGAUAGUCAAAAAUAGAAACCCCCGGACCCCCGGAGAGUCUCCUCCCCUUAUCUUCUAGGGAGAAGUCCAAUAAUAGGCCCGCCCUGAAACAGUCAUUAAAGGGAGAAGCUCAAGAGACUGACCCUUAAAGAGUCACUAAAGGUCAUUAAAGAGACAUUAAAUGAUGUGUUUGUAACUGCCAUGUCCUUUAAGGUUAGUAAAUGUCGCACGCUAGAAACUCGGAAGGCCGGCAGCUCAGCUAGCCUAAAUGUUUGUCAGUUCGGAGGUCGGGAAGAUUGGCAACUUGGUGUGUCGGCAAAUCGGACUGGCUCGGAAGGUUGAAGAUUGUUGAUAUGCCACAUAGAAGCUAUGUUGACCAAGUCUUGAAAAGCGCCAUAUGGUCCUGUAUUGACCGAACCUUGACCCUGCCACAUGGUUUCCACCACAUAGGCCCUUACCUCCUUAUCAAUGGGCAUAGAUGUUCAUGCAGUUGUUGCUGAGGAUGAUAAGCCGAAGUGGUGGGAGAAAACACCAGGGCCUAAUAUGAUUGAUGUUAAUUCCACAGAAGAGUUUAUUCAUGCACUUAGUGAAGCUGGUGACAAGCUUGUGAUCGUCGAGUUUUAUGGCACAUGGUGUGCCUCUUGUCGAGCAUUAUACCCAAGGCUCUGCAAAACAGUGGUAGAACAUCCAGAGAUACUAUUUAUCAAGGUGAAUUUCGACGAAAACAAGCCAAUGUGCAAAAGACUAAAUGUUAGAGUUCUUCCCUAUUUUCAUUUCUACCGGGGUGCAGAUGGGCUGUUGGAAUCUUUUUCAUGUUCCUUAGCAAAGUUUCAGAAAAUCAAGGAUGCUAUUAAGUUGCAUAAUACCGAUCGAUGUAGCAUCGGACCACCUGUAGGCGUUGGCGACAUUGACCUCUACGGCGCAACAACCCCACAAGAAAAGCCUGCUGAAGCUGCUUCAAGAUGAUCGAUCAUUCAUCAAUCAGAUCACUCUCCUAGGCAUACGUUAUAAUCUAAUCUCACUGUAUUUAUAAAAGUUCAAUUCCUGAAUGUAAACUGCCUAUUUGCGUCAUUCUUUCCAGUCCCAAAAUUUGAUAA